AUGUAUCGGAACAGACUAAGAAUGCUUCAAACCAUAUUCUUGAUGUGGCUUUUGCAGGUAGGGAUUCUGCACACCAAUGGAAGCAAGAGUUGCAUAGAGAGAGAAAGGGAAGCACUUUUGGAGCUGAAGAAAGGGCUUGUGGAUGAGUAUGGCAUCUUGUCUUCAUGGGGUCUAAAUGGAGACGCUGACUGUUGCAACUGGUGGGGCAUUCAUUGUAGUAACCGAACAGGCCAUAUUGUGAAGCUGGAUCUUCAUGCUCAUGAUUAUGAUAAAACUUUGGGAGGUCAGAUUAGUUCUUCUUUGAUAGAACUACAACAGUUGAAUUAUUUAGAUUUCAGUUGGAAUGAUUUUCAUCCAAACCCAAUUCCAGAGUUUCUUGGUUCUCUUACCAAUUUAAGGUUCCUUAACAUGAGUCAUGCUUCCUUUGGUGGGAAAAUUCCUUGUCAACUCGGAAAACUCUCACACCUACAGAAUCUUUAUCUCCAGUUUAACUACCUUGUAGGUGAAAUCCCUUGGCAAUUGGGAAAUCUUUCUAAUUUGCUGCAACUUAGUCUCUAUCACAACCAUCUAGGGGGCAUAAUUCCUCACCAACUUGGUAAUCUUUCAAGAUUAGAGAUUCUUUUUCUUGAUUCAAAUGACAAUCUCCUGAUUGAUGUUGAUGACAUUCCAUGGAUUUCUCACCUUUCUUCUUUGAUUGACCUUCAACUAGCUGGUGUGUCAAAUCUUAGAAAAUCCAAAAACUGGUUGCACAUGGUUGGUCAGCUGCCAAAUCUACAAGUUCUGUCUCUCGAAAAUUGUAGUCUUUCAAAUAGAGAUCUUCUUUUUGGGCAUCCCUUUGUAUUGAAUUUUUCUUAUUCCCUAACGGAGCUUGAUCUAUCUCACAAUUACUUCACAUCAUCCAUAUUUCUUUGGUUGUUCCGUUUAAACUCUAGUCUUACAUACCUGAAUCUCGGAGAAAACCUCUUAGAGGGAUCUAUUCCAUAUGAUAUUGGGAAAAUAAUGAAUUCUCUUCAAAUCUUGGCACUCGAUAAAAAUCACCUAAAUGGAACACUGCCAAAAACAAUUGCAAAUAUGUUAGAAUUGCGAUCUUUUGAUGUUUUUGGGAACUCCUUGGAUGGUGAGAUUACAAAUUUGGGCCCCCUUGCAAAUCUCACAAAUUUGGAAGAGUUAAGGCUAUCCCAAAACUCCUUUACUCUAAAAUUCAACGACAGUUGGAUUUCUCAUUUUCAACUGCACUAUUUGGCAAUGCAAUCUUGCACGCUGGGUCCUUCUUUUCCAAAAUGGCUUCAAACACAAAAUGGCAUAACCUAUCUUGAUGUUUCAGAUGCUAGCAUAUCAGACACAACAACAAUGGCCUCAUUUCUUUGCUAUUCCAAGGAUAAUCUAAGCUUUUUGAACAUGUCAGGCAAUCACUUCAAAGGACAACUUCCAGAUUGUUGGAAUGGCUUAAAUUCGAUAAGAAUCAUUGAUUUCAGUAAUAAUGAAUUCUCUGGAAACGUUCCAACCUCUAUAGGUUCCUUACUUUUGGUCCGCCACUUAAUUUUACGCAACAAUCACUUCACAGGCCAACUCCCGUCCUUAAAGAAUUGCAUCGACUUGGUGAUGUUGGAUGUGGGGAGAAAUGAAUUCGUAGGACCCAUACCUCCAUGGAUAUCAGGAUCUAACUUUCCUAAGUUGCAAGUUCUUAGCUUGACAAACAAUAACUUUUAUGGAAGGUUGCCAUCCCAUCUUUGUCAUUUGUCAACCAUUCAGGUUUUAGAUCUUUCAGUGAAUAACUUGUCUGGACAUACACCCAAAUGCCUCCAAAAUUUCAUUAUGAUGACUCAUAAAUCCGGCAUCCAUGACGCCAUUGACCUCUUCUUUAUCUUUAAGAAUAAUUCCCCUUUUGAGAGAAUUGAAUAUGACUUUUACCCCACAGUGAGAUGGAAAGGGAAAGAAUUAUCAUUCAAGGACAACAAAAGACUUCUGAGGUUGAUUGACCUAUCUGAAAAUCAACUAUCUGGCAAGAUUCCAGAAGAAAUUGGGAGUCUCCAAGAACUAGUUUCUUUAGAUUUAUCAAAUAACAAUCUGAGUGGUGAAAUCCCUUGGGAGCUGGGAAAGUUGCAGGCCCUUGAUUUUCUUGACUUAUCAACAAAUCGUUUGUCUGGAAAAAUCCCUUCAAGUCUGUCUCAAAUUGAUAGGCUUGCUGUUUUAAACUUAUCCCAUAAUAAUUUAUUUGGAAAAAUCCCAUCAGGAACACAACUCCAAGGCUUCGAUGCGUCUGUAUAUGAGGGAAACCCCUAUCUUUGUGGGAGUCCACUUGAAAGGCUUUGUCCUGAUGAAAAUAGAAAACCAGAAGACUCAUUUACAAUUGAGAAGCAUGAUGAUGAUUCAAUUUUCAGCCAAGGCUUCUACAUAAGUAUGGGUUUGGGAUUUGCUACUGGAUUUUGGGCCAUCUUUGGCCCAUUGCUUAUCUUUCCCACUUGGAGACAUGCUUUCUUCACCUUCCUGCAUAACCUAUAUGACAAGAUCUUUGUGCUCAUAGUAAUCAACAUAUCAAGAUAUCGCAGGUUCUUUGAAAAGUAA
Neltuma alba is the source of this 2565-nucleotide messenger RNA. RefSeq names its product receptor-like protein EIX1. The record is from RefSeq and is a predicted model, not a curated record. The transcript has a single exon. NCBI's taxonomy places the organism in Eukaryota, Viridiplantae, Streptophyta, Magnoliopsida, Fabales, Fabaceae. Bases 1 to 2565 code for a protein of 854 amino acids. Gene Ontology annotation, molecular function: protein binding.